Molecule: messenger RNA, 5650 nt
Organism: Pecten maximus
Lineage: Eukaryota; Metazoa; Mollusca; Bivalvia; Pectinida; Pectinidae
Product: cullin-3-A-like
Exons: 20
Coding region: 1-2292 (763 amino acids)
Biological process (GO): ubiquitin-dependent protein catabolic process; protein ubiquitination
Cellular component (GO): Cul3-RING ubiquitin ligase complex
Molecular function (GO): ubiquitin protein ligase binding
Source: RefSeq, a predicted model, not a curated record
AUGAGUGGAAUACGAACUCAACCCCGAAAAGAUACCAAAAUGCGGAUCAGAGCAUUUCCAAUGACAAUGGAUGAGAAAUAUGUCAACAACAUAUGGGCUCUGUUAAAAAACGCCAUUCAAGAAAUUCAGAAGAAGAACAACAGCGGGCUAAGUUUUGAAGAACUUUACCGAAACGCCUAUACAAUGGUGUUGCACAAACAUGGUGAAAAACUGUAUACUGGAUUAAAGGAAGUUGUGCAUGAUCACCUUGUAACAAAGGUACGAGAAGAUGUACUGUCAGCUUUAAACAACAAUUUCCUCCAGAUCCUGAACAGUGCAUGGAAUGAUCACCAGACAUCGAUGGUGAUGAUCAGGGAUAUCCUAAUGUACAUGGACCGGGUCUAUGUCCAGCAGAACAACGUAGACAAUGUGUACAACCUAGGUCUGAUGAUCUACAGAGAUCACGUCGUACGACAUCCAACCAUCCGGGAUCAUUUAAAAAUGACUCUACUGGAAAUGGUGGCGAAGGAAAGACGAGGAGAAGUGGUCGACAGGGGUGCUGUGAAGAAUGCUUGUCAGAUGUUGAUGGUCCUUGGUAUCGACUCACGUACAGUCUACGAGGAAGAUUUCGAGCGACCUUUCCUGGAACAAUCUGCUGAAUUUUAUCGGUCUGAAAGUCAGAAGUUCCUUGCUGAAAACAGUGCCUCUGUGUACAUAAAGAAAGUAGAAGCACGAAUCAAUGAGGAGGCAGAAAGAGCAACACAUUACCUGGACAAAUCCACAGAGGAACCUAUCGUUAAGGUUUUAGAAGAAGAACUGAUCAGUAAACACAUGAAAACAAUAGUUGAGAUGGAGAAUUCCGGGGUCGUUAAUAUGUUAAAGAAUAACAAAACAGACGACUUGGCAUGUAUGUACAAACUAUUCAUCCGUGUGCCGGAGGGCCUCAAGACAAUGUGUGACUGUAUCAGUGUCUAUCUACGAGAGCAAGGCAAAGCCAUCGUCUCAGAGGAGGGUGAGGAUGGCAAGAAUGCCAUCACCUAUAUACAGAGCCUCCUUGACCUGAAGGACAGAUUUGAUCAUUUUCUACACGAGUCCUACAGUAGUGACAAACAGUUUAAACAAAUGAUCUCUAAGGAUUUUGAAUACUUUAUCAACAUCAACCACAAGUCCCCAGAAUAUCUGUCACUGUUUAUUGAUGACAAACUUAAAAAAGGAGUUAAAGGGAUGACAGAGCAGGAAAUAGAGAUGGUUUUAGACAAAAGCAUGGUUCUCUUCCGAUUCCUUCAAGAAAAAGAUGUAUUUGAGAGGUACUACAAGCAGCAUUUAGCCAGGAGAUUACUACUAAGUAAGAGUGGAUCAGACGAUUCAGAGAAAAACAUGAUUUCGAAGUUGAAGACGGAAUGUGGUUGUCAAUUCACGUCCAAGCUGGAAGGAAUGUUCAAGGACAUGACUGUAUCCAAUACUAUCAUGGAGGAAUUCAAGGGCUUCCUCACUCGUGGAGAGGUAAACCUGAACGGCGUCGAUCUAGUGGUGAAGGUACUAACGACAGGCUUCUGGCCUACACAGUCUGCCACUCGGUGCGUCAUCCCCAAGGCUCCCAGCAAGGCGUUUGAAGACUUCAGGAGAUUUUACCUUGCAAAACACAGUGGUCGGCAGCUGACUCUACAGCCUCAGUUAGGGUCUGCUGAUCUCAACGCCACGUUUUACGGCCCCAAGAAGGAUGAUGCCAGUCAGUCAUCAGGGGCUAGUUCUAACUCCAAAGGACCUCGCAAACACAUCAUACAGGUGUCCACCUACCAGAUGUGUGUACUUAUGCUCUUCAAUAACAGGGACAAGUGUACAUACGAGGAGGUGAAAAGUGAGACGGACAUCCCAGAAAGGGAUCUGAUGAGGGCUAUGCAGUCUCUUGCUGUUGGCAAGAUAGGCCAGAGGGUCCUACAGAAGGAACCAAAGACAAAGGAUAUAGAACCUGACCAUGUAUUCAUGGUGAACGACCACUUCACAUCCAAGCUGUGUAGGGUCAAGAUUCAGACAGUGACAGCCAGUAAGGGCGAGGCAGAACCAGAACGCAAAGAAACUCGGACGAAGGUCGACGAGGACAGGAAACAUGAGAUUGAGGCAGCCAUAGUGAGAAUUAUGAAAGCAAGGAAGAAACUACAGCACAACGUUUUAGUUGCAGAGGUUACUGAACAACUUAAGGUGCGGUUCCUGCCCAGUCCUGUCAUAAUCAAGAAGAGGAUAGAAGGCCUAAUAGAGCGAGAAUAUCUUGCUCGUACACCAGAUGACAGGAAAGUGUACACAUAUGUAGCAUAAGGAUUUAGGAAGAGGAUGAAUUUAUUGCCAAUUUUCUUCACUAGACUGGAGAGGAAGCUUCAGUGGGUGUGCCGCUGGGGAAAAUUUCCAGUUAGCUGUUUACGGUGAAUGUUCACCAAUGUGAAAGUCAAAACCGUGUCGCUUGCAAGACGUGUUUCGAUUUAUAAUUGAGGUUGUAUGUAAAGCAGCCUGGAUGUUAUAAAGCAUGGAAACUCGUCUCGUAGCAGUGAAACAGUGUCAUCAAUGUGAUAUUUCAACUUUAACUAAAAAUACUUGUAUAAGGAAGUUGAAUGGACACAAAAAAAAACCUUGUGAGUGAGUGGAUGGCUGAUAGAUCUUAUUGUCUUAAUUAUGCAUAUUUGCAAUAUUAAAUAUGUGGUGUUUGACAGUCGUAGACUGCAACUUCCAAAAGUAGUAAGUGGCGACAUUAAGCCGGUUUGUAAUCUGGCCGUAAAGAUGGCAACCAGCUGUACAGUGGUACACUGAUGAGGCACAAGGACACAACAAACUCAUUUGAUGAACUUCGUCAUAAAUGGUAUGUUUGCUGUAUGUGUAGAUGUGCAGAAGAAAUAUUUAUCAAGUUGAAAGGGUCCCAAAAUUUUAAACAAUGGAUUAUUUUCUCUCUCAAGAAAACUUGAAAAAAAGCCCAAAAACAAAAACACCCUGAAUGGCUGAAUGUAUAUAUAUUAUAAAAAUAUAUUGAUAUAAUGAUAUAUUACUUGUGAUUGAAGGACUAUUGAAUACAGAUUGUAUAUUACAUCACGAGCCAUUUGAGUCUAUUGUGUUAAUAUUUCCAUUGUUCUGGUAUGUAAUUCACAUUUGCAUAAAAAACAAUUUUCUAUGUAUCAGAAAAAUGUCCUGAAGUAAAAUGAUUAAUCUUGAAAGUGUUUUGAUAUUUGGAUGAUGCUGUUAAGAAUUAAUUAUGACAAUAGAUACUCUCAAUUUUACUAAAAUAUGGACACUUUGUCUUUAUGUUUCACAAGACAUGAAAUUUUGCAAUAUUUGCGCUGAAUGACAACUGCAAUUCCUCCCUGGAAAAUAAAAGCAAGGGAGAAGGAUUGUAGGUGUCCUGAGGGAUUAGAGGACUUUUGGAUAAACUUUCCUGAAGGUCGAGAGGACCUGAGGAUAGUCCUAAUGACCUUGAAUACUUCCCUGGGGGUGGGGGCUGGAGGAGGGUCCCAUAUCUCAUUGAUACCUUCUAGAGGUUGGAGGGAUGGUUGGAAGCCUCCUAGAACUUUGCUGCCGUGGAAUUGUAUGUAUAGAAGAUUCCAGAGUAAAGUAUGUAAUUAACAUGGAAUGUACUAGUACAGUUUACCUAGGAAACUACGAGAUUUUGGGGGUAAUAAAUGAUUUUUUUGGUGUUCACCUGAAAAUAUCAUUUUUACUAUUACAUAAUACAUUAGGAGUAUUUAUGUGCAUUGUAUUGAUAUAUGAUUAUUUCCGAGUGUAAAAUACAAUUCUGAAGGUUUGUUUUCACUCUGUUGAUAAACAAAUGCUGUGUGUACCAGAUACAUUCAUUUUCAUUAAGAUUUGAAAUAGUUUUCCCAGAUUUUUGAAUUUUCGUUGUUUAUACUUCAACAUAAGUAAAAGAAAUUCCUAGCAUAUGUUUUAUUUGUCGAUGUGAAAGUCGGAAGGGUAUACUCUGGUACCACAGAGAUUAUAUCGCAGCAGAAAUAUAUCUCAAGGUACCGCUAAAACCAUAUAUGUUAAGGCUAACAAGAUUAACAGGAUGAAACAUGAGCACAUCAGAUUAGUGAUGAUGUCAUACAGGCCUAGUCUUCAGACCCAUAACAAAGAUUGUCCUCAAUUCUAAAAUCUCUAAGGUUCUUUAACAUCAAACAUUUACUGAGGUAGAAAGCAGGAUUAUACAUAUAGAAAAUCAUCUCUUAAAACAUCAGAUAAAUUGUUAUACUUUAACUCAAGCAAUUUUAAGAGGAAAUGCAAGUAUUUUAGAAUAUUAUCUUAAAUACCUAUGUUAUAAGGUCUCUUGGUAAACUGGGCUAAAUAUAACUGCUUUUAGUUGGUACACAUUUUUAGGUUGGGUUGAUAGGUGAGGAUGGGUAGAUUCCUUGAUAUUUAUCCUCAAAUGGUGAUAAGAAAGGACACUUCUUCAAAAAUAAAUUGUUGACCAGAUAUUAACAUGGUGUUUACAAAUAAUAUUAAGCAAUGAAAUUUGCUUGCUGAAGUGUUAUUUUCUCUGAUUGUAUUUUUAAGUAACAACAGAACGUAUUUAUCCACUACCAAGAAGUAUUUCUCAAAAGGUCAAGACUUAGUUGAAUCUCAUUAAGUUGAUCCAGUGGUAGUAUAGGACAGACUAGGUACUGUAUAGGUUCAUAGUUUGAUGCACUUGCAGUAUAUAUAUAAUAUAUAUAUAAUUCAUGUAAUAUUGAGGAGUUCUUUCGGAUUAAAAUCAACUAUCAAUUAUAGUAUGAUGCUGUAUUCAACCCAACAAGCACACCCAUGGGAUGGGAAGAUGACAAUCGUCACAAAAGCUUAUAAUUACCAGUAGUUAAAUUCUGAAACUUCAAUACAGGAAAUAGUAGUGAAGGGAUCCCUGGAGGGGACAGGAAAUAGUAGUGAAGGGAUCCCUGGAGGGGACACGGGGGAAAUAGUAGUGAAGGGAUUCCUGUAGGGGACACCGGAAAUAGUAGUGAAGGGAUUCCUGGAGGGGACACCGGACAUCAUGAAGUAAGGAGAUCAAGUGUUGGUACACUAAUGUACCAACAGACUGGUAGUGGUCCUUAGUGGUUUACUGCCUACAUGUUCUAUUAGGAAAAGGAUGGAUCAAUUUCUAAGUAUACCUGUGAGCAGGAUACCCAGUUUAAUACACACUGACUAUCUGACGCAGUUGAACAAUUGAUAUUUUUUCACAGAAAACUUUCUUUUUUUUUCAUGUUUCCGAGUAAUGAGAACUGACCUUUGUUGUUCAGAGUGAAAUAUUUGAUCUGACCUUUGUUGUUCAGAGUGAAAUAUUUGAUUGGAAAGUGAUUGUAAAAUUUAUGUAAAACAUAACAGGAACAUUGCAAUAGCAGUACAGAUGAUCUAGAAAUGAAUUUGGUGAAUUUAAGUAAUUUUCCAAAAUGAAAAAAAAAUGAUGAGGAAAUUCCUUGUUAGGGAUUGGAUUACACAAACCCAGAAAUCACCUCUAGAUCUGCCACUGGCGACCAUAUGUUAGGGGCUCCGUGGCCUUUAGAUCUGCCACUAUAGGGACCUGAUUUAUUGUAUUACAUCCAGGUGGUCUUGUAUACCGACUGUAAGGCGGUCUACUAUGGUAGAUAAUGUUCUAAUGAAGUGUUGUGUAUUAUGUAUGCUGAUGGAUAUAUGCGAGUAUGAAUACAUGUGAUCUACAAACAGUGAA